Messenger RNA from Giardia duodenalis, 1308 nucleotides. RefSeq lists its product as uncharacterized. Bases 1 to 1308 code for a protein of 435 amino acids. The transcript has a single exon. The record is from RefSeq and is a predicted model, not a curated record. NCBI's taxonomy places the organism in Eukaryota, Fornicata, Diplomonadida, Hexamitidae.
AUGCAGAAAGGAACGUUAGGCGAGGUUACUGAGAUUGCAAAGAUGGGGAAUUCGCCUGCUAAGUCUUCUGAACUGGCAACUACGACCCUACAAUCGAUCAAAUCAUUCAGUCGAGAACAGUGUUCAUCAUCUGUUCGUGGAGCUAAAGAAGUUAUAGGCAUUGCUCCGGAUUUAUGUAAUAAAGAAGCAUCGUCUCCAAAGAGUAACCAGUCUCUGACAGGCUAUCAGCCAAGCAUUGAUCAUCCUACUAUUUUCAAAGACCAACGUCAGGAUACGCCCAACCGUUUGCGUGAUCUUUCGCUCCCUUCUAUUCUGGCUUCCAAUUUAUCUUUCAGUACCACGACUGUAAGAGGUAACACCCCACAGGGAGAUGAGCCUGUCAUAGAGAAAUCUGGCAACACCGUUGAACGAGCACACCCAAUCACGCCGCGAGACAUUCAUGAUAAGAAGUGCAGCAUCAAGCAGUAUAUCAAAUUGUUACUACCCUUGAAGACUCGUGUCAAUGGCGAGGAGGCCGAACCUCUUAUUCUCAAGACGCAUCAGCUACGGUCAGAAAGACGGGAGAAGAAGAUGUAUGCGCCUCUAUCUUAUAGCGAAGAGCGGCAUGCCCUAAACUAUAGUGCCAGGUUUGAUAAGCAACUAAAUAAUAUGACAAGUGUUUCCGGAGGGAUUAACAGGAUGAUCACUGUCCUUAGUAGUCCAGUAAGUACCCCCAGGAAAUCUACAUCAGUAUCUCAUAGCUAUCACUCUUCAGCUCAGGCGAAGAAAGCGGUUGUACCAAAGCUUGAUAUCUCUAACAGCUCUUUUGAGACAAUGGGUAACUCCCAAGUAGUUCAGCAUGCAGUCGAGUCAAAAAGUGCACGGAAUCUCCCAAAGGACAGGCUUGCCCUUUCUAAUUUAUCUGACACCAAAGGUGCCCUGACAGCAAGGUCUGUUAGGCCCUCGGCCCUCGGUAGUAGCUCUAAUAUUUCAACAUAUAUUGAUCGUGAAAACAUAAUAGAACUAAUACGAAUUUAUGACUCUACUCGGCAAAUACUUCACAACGACCUGGCCGCAAAGAAGGCACGCAUCAGUGAGCUGCGCAACGGAGUGGAGCGAUCAAUCAAGAUCUCAGUGAUGCGUAACCUCCCUAACUAUUGCCCUACUGGAUUCCAAUGCAUUUUGAGGCUGCCCUGUUGUCACUAUACGUUUCAAAACAAGGAGAGGCGUCUUGUUGGAGAGUUUUGCCAGCUCUGUCACGUGGAAACAAGGGGCACCGUACUUAUCAAUGUAGCUGAUUGCUAUGGAGCUGAUGCAUAUGCCACAUGA